Messenger RNA from Caenorhabditis remanei, 369 nucleotides. RefSeq lists its product as uncharacterized. The record is from RefSeq and is a predicted model, not a curated record. Lineage: Eukaryota; Metazoa; Nematoda; Chromadorea; Rhabditida; Rhabditidae. The transcript has a single exon. Bases 1 to 369 code for a protein of 122 amino acids.
AUGAUGAAUAUCCUAUGUUUUCUAAUGAGUAAUGCUGAUAAUUCGGUUAAAACUGAUGAGGAAAUCGAUAAAAUUGAAUUGGCAAUUCAAGAACUUGUUGACACAAUUCGAUUGCUUCAUCCAAACGCUGGAAUUCUCCCCAAGCUUCACAUUCUUGUUGCUCACUUGAUCGAUUUCAUGAGAACGCACAAAACUUGGGGGAGGAUCACGGAACAGAGCAUUGAGCAUCUUCAUGGAAUCUUCAACAAGAUGGAGAGAAGGUUUAUUGCUGUUCGAGAUCCAAUUCUCCGUGCUAAUUUAAUUAUUCGACAAAUGACUUAUCUUAACUUGAUUCACGAUAUCGGAGACUCCUGGAGAGCAGCUGACUAA